UGGGUUUGGAUGCAUGGAGGUAUACGUAAUUAAUUAUCUUCCUCCGACAGGGCGACACACUCCUAAAUUGAGUGUUAAUGCCCUAAUAAACUGAGUGAGAGCGCCUACCAACUACAGAGAGAGGGUUAACGUUGUCGAGGGCAGCGCGCUGCAGGCCGCGAGCUUAGCAACCCGGCUUGCGAGAGAACGAACAUGGCGGCGGCGGCGGCGGCGGCGCACGUGCUCGUCUUCCCGUUCCCAGCGCAGGGGCACAUCAACUGCAUGAUGCACUUCGCCACCGGCCUCCUCGGCGCCGGCCUGCACGUCACCUUCCUUCACUCCGACCGCAGCCUCCGCCGCCUCGGUGGCGCCGCGGCCGCGCUGGCCGCCGGCUCGCCGCGCCUCCGCUUCCUGUCCAUCCCCGACGGCCUCCCCGACGACCACGCGCGCGCCGCCGGCGACCUCCUGGAGCACAUGGAGUCGAUCCGGACCAAGGGCAGCGUCGCGUACCGCCGCGUCUUGCUCGCCUCGCUUGUGCGUGCAGGUGACGAUGGCAGCACCGGCGUCCAGUUCCCUCCGGUGACCUGCGUCGUCGCCGACGGCAUCAUGCCGCUCGCCAUCGACAUCGCUGAGGAGAUCGGCGUCCCGGCGCUAGGCUUCCGCACGGUCAGCGCGUGCAGCUUCUUGGCCUACCUGUCGAUUCCAAGGCUGUUCGAGCUCGGCGAGCUGCCGUUCCCGGCCGGCGGCGACCUCGACGAGCCGGUACGCGGCGUCCCGGGCAUGGAGACCUUCCUUCGCCGACGGGAUCUUCCGAGCUUCUGCCGAGGCGGCGGCGGCGGCGACAGCCAGAACGAUCCCAUGCUGCAAACGGUGAACGAGGUCACCGCGCACAGCCGCAAGGCGCGGGCGCUCGUGCUCAACACGUCCGCGUCCAUGGAGGGGCCAGCGCUCGCGCACAUCGCGCCGCACAUGCGCGACGUCUUCGCCAUCGGCCCCCUCCACACCAUGUUCCCGGCGCCGGCGGCCGCGGGCAGCCUGUGGCGCGCGGACGACGGCUGCAUGGCGUGGCUCGACGGGCAGCCGGACCGGUCGGUCGUCUACGUGAGCCUAGGCAGCUUCACCGUCAUCUCGCUGGAGCAGUUCACGGAGUUCCUCCACGGGCUCGUCGCCGCCGGGCACGCCUUCCUGUGGGUGCUCCGGCCGGACAUGGUCGGGGCGAGCCAGAGCGCCGCCCUCCGCGAGGCCGCCGCGGCGGCGGGGGACAGCAGGGCGCGCGUCGUGGAGUGGGCGCCGCAGCUGGACGUGCUGCGCCACCGCGCCGUGGGGUGCUUCCUGACGCACGCCGGCUGGAACUCGACGCUGGAGGCCGCCGGCGAGGGCGUGCCGACGGUGUGCUGGCCGUUCUUCGCCGACCAGCAGAUCAACAGCAGGUUCGUGGGCGGCGUGUGGAGGACGGGGCUGGACAUGAAGGACGUGUGCGACGCCGCCGUCGUGGAGAGGAUGGUGAGGGAGGCGAUGGAGUCCGCGGAGAUCAGGGCGUCGGCUCAGGCGCUGGCGCGGCAGCUGAGGCGGGACAUCGCCGAUGACGGUGGGUCAUCGGCGGCAGAGUUCCAGCGGCUCGUCGGUUUCAUCAAGGAGCUAAGCCAGAGCAUGGCGGACAGUAAGUCUGACGACCUCUUAACGGCGGGUAUCAGGAAUGCACUUAAUUAACAUUGUGUUAAGAUGUACUUAAUAAUACUUGUCGUUACAUACAAGUACACGGUCUCAAAAAAACAAUCUUGAUUAUUAUUUUCUAUAUAUAUAUGCACGUGUGUAUGACUGUAUGUACAUAUAUAUCAACAAAUAUAUAAUUUUAUAUUGAAGUA
Messenger RNA from Oryza sativa Japonica Group (Japanese rice), 1844 nucleotides. RefSeq names its product myricetin 3-O-rhamnoside 1,2-glucosyltransferase UGT709G2. Lineage: Eukaryota; Viridiplantae; Streptophyta; Magnoliopsida; Poales; Poaceae. Gene Ontology annotation, molecular function: UDP-glycosyltransferase activity. The record is from RefSeq and is a predicted model, not a curated record.